AUGACAGAACUACAGUCGCCGAGUGAUGAUACCGCCGUAUUUCAGCAGUUGGACAGUUAUGACUGGGAUCACGACAAUGAAUUCCAAACUGCUCUUGCGUCCAUUCUAAGAUCUGCAAAGACUCCCGAGCAAACAGCCCACUUGACCACACGAGCUCGUUGUUACUACUACACAAGAAAAUUCAAAGUGCCCGUCAGUUUCGAAGCUUAUCAAAACUGGCUCCAAUCUCAACACCAUACUGCCGUUGAGCCUCAGUCUGCAUUGUCUACUGAACAAGCUCAUCCACCUUCUAUGGGUGAUGCUCCUCCGCCAGCUUCCUUUGCUGAGAUUUGUGCACUUAUCGCAGAGGGUAAACCAAUACCUGGUAUAAAGGACAUUCCUGAUACCAUUCUGGAAGGUCAAGGAACCCAAGCACAAGCCCCUCGACGCAAGAAGCCGUGGGAGAAAGAUGCAACUGCAGCGCCAACUCCAAGCUGGGCAGCCCGGACCUGA
Aureobasidium musti is the source of this 492-nucleotide messenger RNA. NCBI's taxonomy places the organism in Eukaryota, Fungi, Ascomycota, Dothideomycetes, Dothideales, Saccotheciaceae. The record is from the annotation of a GenBank genome assembly.